Messenger RNA from Exserohilum turcica Et28A, 2003 nucleotides. RefSeq lists its product as uncharacterized. The coding region runs from base 257 to 1813 and encodes 518 amino acids. Gene Ontology annotation, molecular function: calcium ion transmembrane transporter activity; manganese ion transmembrane transporter activity. Gene Ontology annotation, cellular component: fungal-type vacuole membrane; Golgi apparatus. Lineage: Eukaryota; Fungi; Ascomycota; Dothideomycetes; Pleosporales; Pleosporaceae. The record is from RefSeq and is a predicted model, not a curated record. Gene Ontology annotation, biological process: Golgi calcium ion transport; calcium ion transmembrane transport; manganese ion transmembrane transport. The transcript is spliced from 3 exons.
CUUGCGUAUGCACCCAAAUAUAAUACGUGGACCCUCUGCAGGCCAUCCCAGGGACACUCAGCUGGCAUCCGCCCAAUUGCCAAGGCGUGCUUCUUCUGGCUCCGUUUCUUCAACAGCCCCCUUCGCAGCUCCACGCUCGUUCGCAACACCUCUUCUUCUUCUCGUCGCUCCCUGCAUCAUCGCCAAGUGUCCCGGGACGCUUCCAUUUGCCACCGACGACCCAUUGAUCGCUGCUCGCACUUCCAUUACCCUCACCAUGAGAUUACGACAGCCUGGUCCGCGGGCCCUGCUGCUUCUCCUGCCCGCUCUCCAUGUCUUCGCUGCGUCCAUCCCGCUCGACACCAAAGACGACAAGUCCCUGCGCGCUGCUGCCGCCGCCUACCCCGACGCCACUGCUCUCCCGGACUCGCUCGCGUCGUCCACCACGGCCAAAGGCACCAAAGAUGCGCCUGUUGAUGGCCUGGACGGAAAGCCCCACGCCGGGCCCUAUGUCGACGACACGCCCAAGUCUCACAGCAAGGCUCCGAAUGUCGUCGAGGAUCUAGGGACGGCCAAGAAGCCAAAGGCCUCGAGCACCAUCCUGGUGGACAAUGUGCUGGAUGGCGACAAGAGCGUCAUGCAGGAUCCCGAGCGCAAACUGGCCACGGGCAGCAAAGGCACCGAGGGCGGCAUCUCGGCAAAGGACAAGGAGCGCACGGCGCAUGAGGAAAAGACGGGCACAAAGAUGGAGCAGGUUCCCGAGUCGCCCAAGGAGGCGCCUCCUCACCCGCAAGACCAGAAGCAGUUGAGUGGCGGCGCCGUCGAGUCGGCAACUUCGACACGCAAACUCGGUGCCGGCGGACUCGAGAAACCCACCGACCUCCCUAAUACCCCCCACGACAUACCGCACCCCGUCCCCAACUCGAUUUCCAACAAGGAUCCCCUGGAUACAACUGCGUCGUCAUCCAAGAGACCCUCGCUGAUGGCCGGCGGAGAUGUCGACUCGGGCGUCGUACAACCCUUCCACUCCUGUGUCCUGGCCUUUACCAUGAUCAUCUUCUCGGAAAUCGGAGACAAGACAUUCCUCGUGGCUGCGCUCAUGGCUAUGCGACACCCGCGCCUGCUUGUCUUCUCCGCCGCCUUCUCGGCCCUGGUUGUCAUGACGGUGCUUUCUGCCGUCAUGGGCCACGCCGUCCCAGCGCUCCUCUCUGAGCGCUUUACGCAUUUUGCGGCCGCCGCGCUGUUUCUCGUCUUUGGCUUCAAGCUCAUCAAGGAAGGCCUCGCCAUGAGCCCAGACGAGGGUGUCGGUGAAGAGAUGCGCGAGGUGGAGCAGGAAUUGGAGGAGAAGGAGCAGCUUGCACGACACCAGGGCCGCCGCAAAGCCUCCAUGUCUCCCUAUGCUCUCGAGUCUGGCCGCGGUGCACGACGCUCACGAUCCAACUCGCGACUACCCGCACCUGCUCGAAGCCCUUCUAGCUCGCCUGACCGCAUGCCGUCGCCACGAGGCGGCUCCAUGUCCGGCACAAUGGGUGCGGUGAACAACCUCUUUUCUCUCCUUCUCAGCCCCGCGUGGGUCCAGACAUUCGUUAUGACGUUCCUUGGCGAGUGGGGUGACCGCAGCCAGAUUGCCACAGUCGCCAUGGCGGCUGGUUCAGACUAUUGGUGGGUCACUGCCGGCGCUGUAGUCGGACACGGUCUAUGUACUGCAGGUGCAGUCAUUGGCGGCCGUGCCAUCGCUGGUCGUAUUAGCAUGCGCAAUGUCACUCUUGGCGGCGCAAUUGCCUUCCUCAUUUUUGGUGUCAUCUAUCUCUUUGAAGCUUUCUACACCACGUAAACUCGAUGAUUUGUAGCAUUACAGGGCGCCUCUGGUUGGAGGAGAAUAUGAUCUGGGUCGGCUACCCGCGUCUUUCAUAUGUUUGCUCUUUACAGUAUUAUUAAUUGUACUUGCGGUUUGUGCCAUGACGGCUGGAAAAUGGUUCUGGGCUCUGGGUUGUAUAACAGAUGGGGUACAAUGAAUCCUGCAA